This is a messenger RNA of Bufo bufo (common toad), 5583 nucleotides long. It is a transcript of the gene WRN, whose product is annotated as WRN RecQ like helicase. Lineage: Eukaryota; Metazoa; Chordata; Amphibia; Anura; Bufonidae. The coding region runs from base 176 to 4417 and encodes 1413 amino acids. Gene Ontology annotation, molecular function: nucleic acid binding; 3'-5' exonuclease activity; four-way junction helicase activity. The record is from RefSeq and is a predicted model, not a curated record. The transcript is spliced from 37 exons. Gene Ontology annotation, cellular component: nucleus; nucleoplasm; chromosome. Gene Ontology annotation, biological process: telomere maintenance; double-strand break repair via homologous recombination; DNA replication.
GCAGCAGAGGCUGAGGCGGCUGGUGCUCUCCUGUCAUAGAGACCUAUAGUAUGCAGAUUGCGCAGAGUCUGGGGCUCACGUCUCGUCUUCCUCCAGAAAAUAGCAUGCCCCAUGUGUACUAACCUCCAGACUUUCUUCUACACAGGACCAAAUUAUUGCUUUUGCAUGAAUUUAAAUGAAAAUGUCCGGGGAACAGCGAAAGCUUCCCAACUGGAUGUCUGAGCAGGAUACUCACGGUACAAGUAAGGCUAAGACGAAUUGCUCCUUGAAGAAAAAUAUAUUAGAAGAUAAUCUCCCGUUCCUGAAAUUCAGUGGCUCAAUUGUCUAUAGUUAUGAAGCACAGGAGUGUUCUUUCUUUUCGGAGUACAUCAGAGAGAGACUUUCCAAAGAAGCUGUGCUUGGAUUUGACAUUGAGUGGCCCCCUGCUUAUAGAAAGGGUAAAAAUGGAAAGGUCUCCCUCAUCCAAGUGUGCACUUCAGAAGAGGAAUGCUAUUUAUUUCAGGUUUCAUCCAUGACAGGUUUUCCUAAGGGUCUGAAGAGGCUGCUUGAAGACAUGUCUAUAAAGAAGGUUGGAGUUGGUAUUGAAGGGGACCAAUGGAAGUUAAUGAGCGACUGUGAUCUGAAGUUAAAAGGAUUCAUCGAACUUACUGAUUUGGCAAACCAAAAGCUUCAGUGUAAGGAAAAGUGGAGUUUGAAUGGCUUGGUCAAACACCUCUUCAACAAGCAGCUUCUGAAAGAUGACUCUGUGCGUUGCAGUGACUGGGACAGACUUCCCCUCAGUGAAGAGCAGAAGCUCUAUGCUGCCUCAGAUGCAUAUGCUGGACUUCUGAUUUACCAAAAGUUGGAGAGCUUGGAUGAAAAGGAGAAACUUGUUUUAUCUAUCCCCACAGGAUUGAGUUCUGGAUCAUGUGAAGUGAAAAACAAGUUGAACAGUCUGUCACAGGAGCUCCUAGUUCUGGUGGAUCAGGUCCCUGGUAAUUUUGAGGACUCUAGAGAAGCAGAAAGAGCUGUACAUAUUCUCGAUAAGCUUUCUUCGGGCCUGGAAGAUUUAAGAAACAUUCUAGUGUCUUCCAAAGAACAGGAAAAUGGCACAGAAGGUGAACAUUUGUCGCAGGAUGAGACCAAUUCAGCAAGCAUGGAAGACAGCCAUGAUCAGAGGAAAAGCAGCAAGCGUACUGAGGGCAUGGUUACUCUACCUAAAGAUACUUUACAUCAACCAUUACACUCGAAGCAAGGGUUGACUAUAGAUGAACUUAACAUGAUUGAGCAAGAAGAGCAUGAAGAAACGAUAAUGUUUGAUGAGGAAAAUGAGGAACCAGAACUAAGUUAUAUAUUUGAUGACGAUGAAGAGUUUGAGACUGAGAUGCUCAAGUCUGUAGAGAUCCUGGAUAAAAGCCCAGAAUCAUUUACCACUAGCUUUCCACAAACACUGGUACCCAGUAGUAAAGUAGACCAUAAUGCAGUGGAUGAGGAAGAAGAUGAAGGUAUAGAAGAGGAGGAGGAAGAUGAUUGGGAUCCAGCUCUUCCCGAACCUAAUGUGCAUCAAAUUUCUUGCUUGAAAACGUAUUUUGGCCAUUCAAGUUUUAAACCGGUCCAAUGGAAAGUUAUCAAUUCCAUUUUAAAAGAGAGGCGGGACAACCUUGUUGUCAUGGCAACAGGUUAUGGAAAGAGUCUGUGUUAUCAGUUUGCUCCGGUUUAUACUUCCUGCAUUGGCAUUGUGAUCUCACCGCUUAUUUCUCUCAUGGAAGACCAAGUAUUACAGCUUACAAUGUCAAAUAUUCCAGCCUGUUUUCUUGGCUCAGCACAGUCUAAAAACGUCAUGCAUGAUGUGAAAGGAGGAAAAUUUAAAGUCAUUUAUAUGACACCUGAAUUUUGUUCUGUCGGGAUCUCUUUGCUGCAGGAGCUAGAUAACAAUUUUGGUAUAAGCCUUAUUGCCGUUGAUGAGGCACAUUGCAUUUCUGAAUGGGGGCAUGAUUUCAGGAGUGCUUAUCGGAGCCUUGGAAACCUCAAGCGAUUACUGCCUUCGGUGCCUGUGAUAGCUUUGACAGCAACGGCAAGCCCCUCGGUACGUGAUGACAUUCUAGCAUCUUUACACCUGCAUGACCCACAGAUCACCUGUACAAGCUUUGAUCGUCCAAACUUGUACCUAGAAGUAGCACGGAAGACAUCAAAUAUGGCUCGAGAUCUUCAACAAUUUCUCAUUAAAAAGCAAGGGCCUGGCUGGGAAUUUGAAGGUGCUGCUAUUGUCUACUGCCCAUCCAGGAAGACAUCAGAACAGGUCACUGCAGAAUUGUCUAAGCUGGGCAUUUCUUGUGGUACUUACCAUGCUGGUAUGGCGAUCCGUGCCAGGAGAGACGUACAUCACCGAUUUAUGCGAGAUGAAAUACAGUGUGUUGUGGCUACUGUGGCAUUUGGGAUGGGUAUCAAUAAACCAGACAUCCGUAAAGUUAUCCACUAUGGAGCUCCUAAAGAAAUGGAAUCCUACUAUCAAGAAAUUGGUCGAGCCGGUAGAGACGGUCUGCCUAGUAGCUGCCAUGUUUUGUGGACUCCCACAGAUAUGAAGUUUAACAGGCACAUGCUUAGCGAGAUCAAAAAUGAAGGUUUUCGAGACUACAAAUUGAAAAUGUUAGCAAAAAUGGAAAAAUACCUUAAUUCAAGUAGCUGCAGGCGAAAGAUCAUCUUGUCCCAUUUUGAAGACAAACAACUUCGCAAGGUCUCUUUUGGUAUAAUGGGAACUGAAAAAUGUUGUGAUAACUGCAAGACCAGAUUAAGUCACAACAUUUCAAUUAUUGAUCAAGAAGACAGCCUCCAAGACUUUGGUCCUCAAGCCUUCCAAUUUUUGUCUGCAGUAGAAGCUUUGGGGGAAAAAUUUGGAACAGGCGUCCCUGUUUUAUUUCUCCGUGGUUCAACAUCACAAAGAUUGCCAGACAGAUAUCGCUGCCAUCUUCUCUUCGGUAAGGGAAAGGAUGUAUCCGAAGCAUUUUGGAAGGCUCUAGCAAGACAGCUGAUUACUGAAGGAUUUCUCCAAGAGUUGUCUGGUCGAACCAAAUUUGCAACUACCUGUGGCCUUGCAUCCAAGGGAAGAAACUGGAUGAGUAAAGCCAAGACUCAGUCAUGUCCAAGUCUUAUGUUGACACCAAAUGAAGAGUUGUGUCCGCGAAGAUUUGUUCUGCCAAGUGUGCAUCCACGUUCUCCAAUGGUUAGGCAGCCAUUACCAGAUGUAGGAUUGAAGAGACCUGAAGCUGGCGUUCAGAAAGCCUCUUUGAAAAACAAGUUUUCAUAUCAAGAACCUGGAAAGCUUUCAAAAUCACCAGAACUGCCGUCAACCAGCAUGUUGAGACACAUUUCACCACGCAAACCUUCCAAACCGCCAGAACCAGCUGUGUCACCAAGAGAAAUGCAGCUGCAGACUACACUGUAUGGCAAACUGGUUGCAGCCAGGCAAAAAAUUGCCAGUGAGAAGGAUAUCCCACCAGCCGUAUUGGCUACCAACAAAGUGCUUGUGGAUAUGGCUAAAAUUAGGCCAACUACAGUUGAAAAUAUGAAAAAACUUGAUGGGGUAUCAGAAGCAAAAGCUAAUAUGCUAGCGCCCCUUGUGGAGGUUGUGAAAGAAUUCUGCCUCACCAACAGUUUGAAGGCAGAUUCGCUUAACAUUUCUGGUACAAAUUUACAAACCAAUGUGGCUGUAUCCAAAGGCUCAGCCUGCAUAGCCCUCCCAGAGUCGCCUCGUGUCACCUACUCCCUGUUUCAGGAACAGUGCUUGUCAAUGCAAACUAUUGCUGAUACCAGAAGCAUAAGCUUGACAGCUGUUGGCAUGCAUUUAUGGCAGGCACUGAAAGCUGGUUACCCCCUCGAUUUACAGCGAGCUGGCUUAACACCUGCUAUACAGAAGACGAUUACAGAGGUCAUUAAAGGGCCAACUAUCAACUCAGAUCUGUCAAGUUUUCAAGCUAUAAGGUCAUUAUUGGAUCCUGAAAUUGAUAUCUACCUCGUAAGAAUGGUGAUCACUCUGCUUGAAAAAGAGGAUAAGGUUGAGCUGAAGAAGAAAACACUUGGCCUCCCCAAGGAACAACCACAAAGUCUACUUUUGCAAGCAAGGGACAAGCCACAGGAACAAGAGCACACACAGCCUACAACUACUAUGGACAAGAGUCAUCUUUGGAUUGAAAAAGAGGAACCAGCCAAAGAAAUCACAUCGAGUGUACAGAAAGAUUGCACAUCUGUUGUGGCCCCGAUCAAGCUUGCCUCAUGGAAUCAGCAGGUGCUGGAUGAAGACACUGAGGAAUUAUUCUCAGACUCCCAGGUUCAGACACCAAAAAGAAAACUGCCUGGAUGGUUUGAAGCUCCAAAAGAAACUGCAAGGUCAUCUAAUAUCAAAAAAGCCAAAACUGUGAAGAAGAAAGGCCUUUUUGGAUGAAUGCUUGAAUUAUAUUUUUUUUUAUAUGCUGUCGUAUGUUUAGAUUCAAUACCGUUUCUCUAUUAAUCCUACUUAAAGUUAAUGGAUUGCCAGCAGUCUGCAGUAUUGGUCCAUCUGAGUGUUAUCAAUUGUUUCCCUCCACCCUCUGACACUGGCAGCAUUGAUUGGAUAGGGGCAGGGUCACCCCCAUCCCUUAACUGGCAAUUCAUUCAUAAACUUCUAGUAGGAGUAAUAGAGGAAUGGCACAACAUUGAGAAUUCUAAGCUAAUUUUUUUUGUAAUAUACGGUAGAAGCCAAGUUGCAAGUUGGUAAUUUUCUUAUUAUGUAAAGACCAGUGUGCAUACUUGUAGUGUGGGGCCAACAAUACUCUAAGGUGUAUGAGCGAAGCAUGACGGUCCCCCAGUGUCUACUGUGAGGAGUUACAAGGAAGGGUCAUAUUAGAUUUAACAUGCUUGAUCUUUUGUACCUCAGGGAUAUAAGUGGUACAAUAUGACAGCCACUUAUCACCCAUUUACCUAUGGCCACCAAAAACUUGUUCCUCUGAUCCAAGUUUACAUGAUGAUUUAGGAGUUAGGAGACAUAGUUAUCAGCAGAACAAAUAUUGUGUAAAUAUAUAAAUGUAAAAUAUAUGUCUAGCAUUUUUUCACCAAAAUAAUUACAAUAUGUUUUUUUAAUAUUUGAUUCGUUUUCUGGGAACUUGUUAAAUAAAGAAAAGUAACAGUAAAUCUUUUCAUGUAUAUAAAACACCAGAAUUUAUCACUACAGAGGCUACGGUUAAUUGUAUUACAUUUACAGGGUUUCAAGCACUAAGAAUGAAGUGCAAUGCUUUAAGGGGUUGUCUGAGUUAAACUUGGACAGCCCAUGUAAUUGGUCAAAAAUAACAAAAGAUUGGAUCCGCACCCUUUUUCUCCCCUGCUUAUUUCAGCAUUGCUGUCCAGUCUUCCUUGUUCCUGACAUUAUCUUCCUGGCUGUAGCGGUGAUGUUACAUGCACACAGGUCACCAUGCUGCCAAUUACUGGCCUGAGAUAUCACCGCUGAGGCCAGCGAUUGGCUGCAGCAGGACCUGUAUGCUCAGAACAUCACCGCUGCAGUCAGGCAAACAAACAGAAGCGCGAAGGACCUGAGUGCAGUGCAGGAAGAAGGGCAGAAAAGUGAUUUUCUUGUGA